GUUUAUUGUUGCUAUAGUUAGUGAUUAAAAACUCUGUUAAAGGUCGUCCGUUUUACUUCAUUCGCCUUACCGGAAGUAGUUUUAUUUUGUCGGCUCAACAGUGACGUGGGAAGAUAAACAAACGCAAGAGGCGAGGCAGCUGCGUUCAACCUGUGUCCUCUUGACUUUUCCGUUCAUUUGAUUUCAAUAAUGCAGUCUUCCAAGAGGAGUGAGAGCGACUGGCAGGGACUAGUCAGCGAGUUCCUGGUGUGUAAGCGCAAGCUGGAGAGUAAGAAGGAGGCACUUCUCAUCCUGUCCAAAGAGCUGGAUACCUGUCAGCAGGAGAGAGACCAGUACAAGCUGAUGGCCAACCAGCUGAGAGAGCGCCACCAGGGACUCAAGAAGAAGUACAGGGAACUUAUAGAUGGUGACCCCUCUUUGCCACCAGAAAAACGCAAUCAAGUGAACCUGGGUCAGCUGCUGAGGGACUCCAGGGAGCGAAUAAAACAGCUCACAGAGGAGGUGAAGGACCUCACUCAGAGGCUGGCCGAGGCUCAGGGAGAUAACAAGCUGCUGAGGAUGACCAUCACUCGACAGAGGCUGGGGGAUGAAGAGGUGGGCGUUCGCCACUUCCCGGCCCACGAGCGCGAGAACCUUGUGUCCCAGCUGGAGAGAGCAGGGCGACAGAUGGAGGAGAUGGAGCACACCAUCAAAGCCCUGACAGACGAGCUGCAGGACGUGAAGGCGGAACGCGGCGUGUUCAGGGAGAAGGCGGAGCGGCUAAAUGUUGAGCUUAACCACGUUUUAGGGAACCACGAGUCGCGCAUCAUCGACGUGGACGCACUUUGUAUGGAAAACAGGUAUUUGCACGACCGCCUCACACAGCUGCAGGAGGAGGUGAGCCUGCUGAAAUCAAACAUCAUGAAGUACAAGACGGCCCUGGAGAGGAGGAAAAACUCCGGCACGUAUGGGAGAUCAAACAUCAGCCCUCUUACUGGAGUACUGUCGGCCAAACAAGUCCAGGAGAUGCUCCUGGAGGAGCAGGGCUGCAGCCUGCCUGCCACUCCUCAGUCCAUCUCGGACCUCAAGUCGCUGGCCACCGCUCUGCUGGAGACCAUCCAUGAGAAGAACCUGGUCAUCCAGCACCAAAGACACACCAACAGGAUUCUGGGUAACAGAGUUGCCGAUUUAGAAAGGAAGCUGAAAACCUUGGAGGUGUCAGGAUUGUGGAGUCUACCAGGCCUGACCUACCACGUAUCUGUGGGAAUUGGGAGAACACGAGACAACAUCACACUGAAUGAAAACYUUCAGCCUGAGCUCCGUCCGACACGUGUUGCUUCUUUACCACUCAGAGAUGACAGGAGUCCGCAUGAAUCAUCGUGGGAGCGCCGCACCGCUGGCAGCGACCUUGGCACAGAUGGCGUCGGCAGGGAAGACGCACCUGCACCGCUCAGCGGCCUGGAUCCUCUCGAGGACGAGCCGGAGACGAAUGGGCUCGGGAGGAGAGAGGGAGAAACGGCGACCCCGACGGACGACCCGGAGCCGGGCGYUGGAUACAGUCCGGUGGAGGAGGCGGGGCGGGAGGAGGAAAGGGACGAGGAAGAAGAGCUGAGCUCCACCGUGGAGGAAGGAGAAGAAGCCGUUCUAGCGCUGGACGCUCGUCCCACCGACUGGCUUUCCGUCGAACGGUCUUUAGCCCGCCGCUCAGAAAUGCUUCAUCCACCCUGCCAGGACAGAGAGUUUGAUGAUGGCGAUGACGAAGGCUCUGUUUCAGGUCCAAAGAGCCAAACCGCAGAGGGGUCGAGUGAAACAGAGUGGGACUUUCACUGUCCUCCCACACAAAGGGACAACUUGGCAUGAUCUGAGCUGAUGUCAUUAAAAAAAUCAACUUCCAUCAAUAAAACAGAGAAAACUCUGCUUCAAAACCAAAAAUWAUCCACUUUGAAUUUCCGACCAGCUUGUUCAAAACAGAAAACCUUCAAACCAAUAAAGAUGCAAACUUAAAGCCCUAAAGGGAAAUGAAAAAAUUAGAUGAUAAAACAACAAAUAAAGCAAAACCAACUCUGGGGUCCCAUAUUCUCUUGAUGCUUUCCUCUGCGAAAUGAUAAUCCCGUUUGUUUAUUUUUCAGUUCUUACGUCUAUAAAGUCAAUGCUGCAUUUUGUUGUGACUUCUACAGGAGUGGUCCAAAUUGAUCUGCCAAACAUUUAUGAAUGUCAUCAAGAUUUUUGAAAUAAUAUUGUCACUAAUUAUAUUAAGGACUCACUAUUUAUAAGAUUAAAUCUUUAUUUUCUGUGGUUUUCUAAUAUUUUGUAUGGGGAUGUGAAUACAUGUGCCUUAAACUGUAUGUCAAAGUAAUAAGUUGUGCUAAAAUAAAAGCUAAGAACUGUA
This is a messenger RNA of Austrofundulus limnaeus, 2368 nucleotides long. RefSeq names its product coiled-coil domain-containing protein 149. NCBI's taxonomy places the organism in Eukaryota, Metazoa, Chordata, Actinopteri, Cyprinodontiformes, Rivulidae. The transcript is spliced from 13 exons. Bases 190 to 1839 code for a protein of 549 amino acids. The record is from RefSeq and is a predicted model, not a curated record.